Molecule: messenger RNA, 1559 nt
Organism: Symbiodinium necroappetens
Lineage: Eukaryota; Dinophyceae; Suessiales; Symbiodiniaceae
Source: the annotation of a GenBank genome assembly
GCGAGGGCCUACUGAACUGCGAAGACGUGGCACGCUGCCUCCGCCGACCGGAUCCACCUUCGGAGCCCCAAGAGCCCAAGCGCUACGACCUGGCUCAGAAGCAGGGACUGGCGGACUUCCUGAAAGAUGCGGACAUCCGGCUUGUGCGAGCCGACUUCAUUCUGAAGCUGCACCGGGAAGGACAGCGUCUCCCGCGGCGCCAGGAAGCGGAGUCCGCCUACGUGGACGGCCGCACGGCGCUUGUGACACACGAGGAGGUGCAAGUCUGGGCCGACGGCAAGGCGCCUGACGGCACCCAGGUAAUCUCAUUGUCACACUGCUGGGAGUCGAGGGAGCACUGUGACCCCUACGGAUACCAGGUGUCCAAGCUAGCCAAGGCUCUUAAUGGAGAGGAGUGGGUGUUCAUCGAUUACGUAUCUCUGUAUCAGUUCCAGCGACUCUCCCAGCAGCAGAACCUCAGCUUCCGGCGCGCGAUGCAGCACAUGCAUGUGCUGUACUGCCACGACGAGACAACCACCCUCCGAAUUGAGUCACUGACACCGGAAGCAGACAUAGCCGAAGCCGAGACAAACCAAGACUCUGUGAUAGUGUAUCACCACCCAACCGGCCUGGUAAAACCAGUGCCGGUCUCUGAAUUGGUCGAGAACCGCACCAAGUACGGGGAGCGAGGUUGGUGUGCCCUGGAGAAGAUCAAGCUUCCGCAGCUUCACCUGCAGCAGAACGAGCUGUUUGAGGAGGGCACCCGCCAGGUCAUCGAGGCCUUGCAGUCCAACGGGACGCUUGCGGCACUGAGUCUCGCCCACGACUGCAUCGGCGUUGCUAAUGUCAAGGCUUUGGCCGAGGCUCUGCGGACAAACAGCGCUUUGAUCGAGCUGAACCUGAGCCACGCCGGCCUAAGCAUCGAUGGCAUCAUUGCUCUCGCGGAGGCAAUCAUGCAGAAUCGGACCCUCAAGCAGCUGAGCCUUCGGCAGCUCGAUCUGACGGGCUGCGAUUUGGGCAAGGCCGCCGUGGUACUGGCCAGGGCCCUCCGGACCGGCCAGGUGAAGGGCACCGUCACCCACCCAGCGGUGAAGUUCCUGUGCAUGUUGGAGGACGAAACAUUCAAAGAGCUCGAGGAAGCGCAGAAGCUCGAGCUCGAUCUCUUCGGCCGCGGGCUCGGCUCCGGGAGGCCCCCAGGCCAGGCCCCCUCCAACCGGCGUGCGCUCCCACACCGAGGCGACGAGGCGUUCCGGAAACUCUUCGCGCCGCUCUGCCGGGCCCUGCCAGAGCUGAAACUUCGAGAGCUCGACCUCGACCUCGGCGCCCACCACCGCCACUUCGGCGAUGACGAGGCCCGGGACCUGGCCGCGGGCCUCGGCCAACAAACGGAGCUGGAGCGGCUGACGUUGGUUCUGUCUAUAAACUCCCUGGGCCGGGGGGCUCAGCUGCGCGUUCCUCGUUCCGCUUUUUUGACUUCCAGCUUGUUGGUAGCGGCCGCCUCCCACUUGGGGUUGGGCCUGCAAGCCGACCCCAUCCCUGUAUCCAUCUCCGUUCUUUAUCAGCUUCUUGGAAAUUGGUAA